Molecule: messenger RNA, 1500 nt
Organism: Cyphellophora europaea CBS 101466
Lineage: Eukaryota; Fungi; Ascomycota; Eurotiomycetes; Chaetothyriales; Cyphellophoraceae
Exons: 3
Coding region: 1-1500 (499 amino acids)
Biological process (GO): transmembrane transport
Cellular component (GO): membrane
Molecular function (GO): transmembrane transporter activity
Source: RefSeq, a predicted model, not a curated record
AUGGAUAAGUCAAUAUCAAAGGACACGCUGGAGGCACAAGUCACUGCUCUUAACGGCGAUGCUGCCACUCACGCUACAAGCAUGCCUCCAGAAGCAAAAGACAUCCCAGGCUACGAUGAAAGUCUCAGUUGGACGCCUUCAGAAGCUCGAAGGGCUGUGCGUCGCGUCGACUUCGCCAUCCUGCCUUUCAUCGUUCUCCUCUUUUGCUUCUUGCAGUUUGGCAGAACCAAUGUUGCAAACGCAUUGACGGACACACUCCGGGCGGACGUGGGCAUCAACAACUACCACAUCAACUUGGCACAAACACUCUUCAUCGUCGGUUUCAUUAUCACAGAGAUCCCAUUCAACAUGAUCAGCAAAUACUUCGGGCCCGAAAGAUUCUUGCCAGUGACCAUGGUGUUGUGGGGCUGCGCAACAUGGAGCCAGAUGUUCAUGACGGGGCCUGCCACUUUCUACGUUUGCAGGUUCUUUGUUGGAGCGCUCGAAGGUGGCUAUAUUCCCGGUAUGGCGCUGUACAUAUCGAAGUUUUACAGCAACCAAGAACUUGGACUGCGGUACGCUCUGUUCUGGGCUUCCAACUCAAUCGCAGGAGCACUUUCGGGACCCUUGUCUGUAGGAUUGCUGUCCCUACGAGGAAGAGGUGGACUGGCUGGUUGGCAAUGGCUGUUUCUCAUCGAGGGCAUCUUGACCUGCUUCCUUGGCUGUGUGGCAUACCUGUAUCUGCCACAUGGAGCGGCCCAACCCAAAGUCUUCUUUGGCAGAUCUUUCAAUCUGUUCCCGCAGCGAGAAGCCGCUAUUCUCGUGACCAGGGUGAUGCGAAAUGACCCUUCAAAAGCGCUCAGGUACGGGAAGCCAGUCCUUCCAUCCCAUAUAUUCGAAACCUUCGCCGACUGGAAACUGUACGGACACUUGGUCUCGGCUUUUCUGUCUAUGGUGAUGAUUCAGCCGGUCAACACCUACGCACCCUCGAUCAUCAAGUCGCUCGGCUUUACGGGCCUUCAAGCCAAUGGCCUGAACUCAGUGGGAAGUGUAGGCGCGUUGAUCCUCUCGGUGACGCUUGCAUACAGCAGUGAUCAUCUGCGUGAAAGAGGCAUACAUAUAAUGAUCGGCUUUCUAUGGGGUGCAGCUGGACUUUUAUGGCUGGCCCUGGCACCAAGUGUGGUGGGGAGAUGGGUCCUCUACGGUGGCGUUGUUAUGACGCAAAUGGGCAUGGGUACUGCUCAAGCCAUCAAUGCUGCUUGGCUCGCCUCGAAAAUGGAAGACUACAAAAGGCCUAUCGCUUUGGCUGCAUAUGUAAUGUCGAUUCAGCUGGCAGGUUUUCCUGGAAAUCAGCUGUUUCGACAACAAGACGCUCCACGCUACCAAAGAGGUCUCAUUAUCGCCGCAGUGUUAGCUAUAUCGGGCGCUGUGGUUAUUGGGAUCUGGAAGUUCCUAUACCGGAUAUUUGACCAUGGAGAUGGUGGCGUUGAGGUCGUACCUGGCAGAGACCCGGAACAGUAA